Molecule: messenger RNA, 1367 nt
Organism: Cryptomeria japonica (Japanese cedar)
Lineage: Eukaryota; Viridiplantae; Streptophyta; Pinopsida; Cupressales; Cupressaceae
Exons: 7
Coding region: 107-1132 (341 amino acids)
Source: RefSeq, a predicted model, not a curated record
UUGAAGCUAAACUACAAAAUUCAAAGACUGCAGUUUAAAAAUUUUCAAAAAAAAAUCUCAGCAUCUUCAGCUCUAAGGAAGCCCCUCCCCAAGACCCCAGCCUAAGAUGAGUAGAGAGAUGCAAGAAAGCAUGAGUUCAGCGGUACUGUAUCACUAUCCUUGCCCUGAUGGAGCAUUUGCAGCAUUGGCUGCACAUCUUUAUUUUUCUGCACGGCAAAAACCUGUUGUGUUUUUUCCGAACACGGUUUAUAAUCCAAUCAGAACUGAAGAUCUUCCUCUAGAGAAUUUUGAUGCAAUCUACCUUUUGGACUACGUGGGCCCUGAUGGCUUUGUCAGUGAGCUAUCUUCAAAGGUUAAAAGGUUAAUUAUUCUUGAUCAUCAUAAGACUGCGAUGGAGAGACUCCAAGCAAACAAGUAUGAUGGUAAAAAUAUUGUUAAAGUCAUAGAUAUGAACCACAGUGGAGCAACUAUUUCAUAUGAUUUCUUUGCCAAAAUAUUACUGUCAGAAAAUAUGUGCUCUGGAACUGUCACCACACAAGAAAAUUGUCAAAGAAACUCAUUGGUACCUGAGACAGAUAUGGAAAGAGUUGGUCAACUUUUUAAAUAUGUAGAAGAUGCAGAUCUCUGGAGGUGGAAUCUUCCUGAUAGCAAAGCCUUCAGCAGUGGAUUGAAUGAUAUGCAAAUUGAAUUUAGUUUCACAAAGAACCAAAAGCUAUUUGAACAGCAGCUAUUGGCUCUUGAUCCCAGAAACAUAAUUGAGGCAGGCAGAGCUAGCCUAAUGCUCAAACAAAAGACGAUUGACGAAGCACUUGAACAAUCUUAUGAGCUAAAUCUUGGAAACGGGAAGUUUGGAAAAUGCCUGGCUACAGAGGUUGGUCAGACUAUUUCACAUUUGAGAAGUGAACUUGGCCACCAAUUAGCUCUUAAAAGUUUUGUCUUGAAUCUAAGACCUAUUGGAGCUGUUGUCUACAAUGUUGAAGAAUUAGACAAGGAGGAUAUCUUGAAGAUAAGUCUUCGUAGUAUUAGCUCUGAAGACACAACAGAAAUUUCUCAGGUUUAUGGAGGUGGUGGACAUAAAAAUGCAAGCUCAUUUAUGAUAAAUAGGGAAGAAUUUGAGAAAUGGAAAUUGUAAAUUUAUGUAAUAAUUAUCUUGUACAUUUUAAGCGAAAGAUAUUUUCGACUUUAAUGUAAUUUUAUUGAAAAUCCAUUUAAUAAAUAAAAAUGUGGUAUUAUAGAGGAAACACAUGUGCAUGCACACACACAAAAGUAGUUCUAUGUAUGUGUUAAUUGAAUGUUUUUUUAACACGUCAUAUUAAUUGAUCUCAACAUAAAUAAAUCUCAAACACUAAGAAAACAUGUUGCUUUUA